AGAUAACUCUCAUGUCAAAAUGAAAGCAGAAUAGAAAUUCAGAAGAAAAUAAAAAAAGAUGCUUCCUUGAAAGUUGCAUUAAAUUAUAUGACACUGUUACUAGUUUAUAGAUUUUAAUAUGGCAACUGAUAAGAUUCUCUUGGCGUUUGAUUUUGACCACACUAUUAUAGAUGAUAAUAGUGAUAUCCAUGUGAUAAAAUUGGCACCAAAUGGCAAGCUACCACAAUCUAUACAGGACCAAUAUGAUGAUAAUGGUUGGACUGAAUAUAUGGGAACAAUCUUUAAAUAUCUGUUUGAAAAUGGCAUCAACCAAGAGGAUAUCAGGACUUGCAUGCAUGAAAUUCGGUUAACAGAUGGAAUGGAGGAAUUAUUUGAACAAGCUAAGAGUGAUCGCUUUGAAUCAAUAAUCAUAUCAGACUCAAAUUCAAUUUUUAUACAAUUCAUAUUGGAGAAAUUGAACUUGUGUGAAAUCUUUUCAGAAGUAUUCACGAAUCCAGCUGUAUUUGAUGAAGAUGGUUGUUUGACUAUUAAGCAUUAUCACACUCAGGAUUAUUGUCAGUUAAGCACAAUUAAUUUAUGUAAGGGAAGAAUUCUACAGGAUUUUAUUGAAAUGCGAAAAAAGGAAGGGAUCGUCUAUUCACAUGUUGUCUAUGUAGGUGAUGGUUCAAAUGAUCUCUGUCCUGGACUAAAGCUGGAAAAUCAAGAUUUUCUUUGUCCUCGCAAAGGUUUCAGUCUUUGGAAAAAACUAAACAAAAAGAAAAAUGUUCAGCCAGAGAUUAAAACAAUGAAAGCUGGUGUGGUCGAUUGGGAUAAUGGCAGGGACAUUAAAAAAUUAUUAGAAAGGUUGUAAUUAUUCUCUUCUCUGUACAAUAUCUCUCAUAGUUGAAGACCUCUAAUGCGAGUAAGAACUAAAUGCAUUAAAUGUAUAAUUAUGUAAUAUUUAAACUAGUGUAUUAAUGCUCUGAUCGGGAUAUUGUGAGUAGUGUUUAUUUCAAUCAUCAAUCAAGCCUGGAAAUAAUCCCCUUGUUAGACAUGAUCAGGCACAAAUUGAGGCUUUGUCAGAUACAAUUUUUAUUCGCCCACAUUGAAAUGUUGUCGGUCUGUCGGUCCGUCCGGCGUCCACAAGCAAUUGCGGACGCUCUAUAGGCUAAAUUUAAUAUCCGAUUGACUUCAAAUUUAUACACAGUGUUUAAGGUCAUGUGACGAUGAAGCCUAUUGAUUUUCAGCGAUUUUCGAUAAUUACUGCCAGAGUUAUGGCCCUUGAUCACUUCAAGGAAUCUUGUGGACGCUCUAGAGGUCAAAGUUAAUAUCCGAUUGACUUUAAAUUUAUACACAGUGUUUAAGGUCAUGAGACGAAGAGGCCUAUUGAUUUUCACCGAUUUCCGAUAAUUACUGUCAGAGUUAUGGCCCUUGAUCACUUUAAAAAAUCUUGUGGACACUCUAUAGGCUAAAGUUAAUAUCCGAUUGACUUUAAAUUUAUACACAGUGUUUAAGGUCAUGAGACAAAGAAGCCUAUUGAUUUUCAGCGACUUCCGAUAAUUACUGCCAGAGUUAUGGCCCUUGAUCACUUUGAAAAAUCUUGUGGACGCUCUAGAGGCUAAAGUUAAUAUCCGAUUGACUUUAAAUUAAUACACAGUGUUUGAGGCCAUGAGAUGAAGAAUCAUAUUGAUUUUCAACGAGUUUGGAUAAUUACUGCCAAAGUUAUAGCCCUUGAUCACUUUGAAAAAUCUUGUGAUGCUCUAGAGGCUAAAGUUAUCAUCCGAUUGACUUCAUAUUGAUACACAGAGUUUAUGGUCUUGAGACAAACAAGUUUAUUGAUUUUCAAUGAAUCUUUAUGACUUGAACAGCUAAAUUAAAAGUUUCGUAUACUAGACAUUAGCAUGGGGCAGAACUUUAUAAAAAACAAACAAAAUCUAAUAGUUUUCUGAUAAUUACUUAAUGAGUUGUUACUCUUAAUCAGAUUUUAAUGUAUUAUAAAUGUUUCAUUACCGAAAAUAGUAAAAAUAUGCGACAACUCUUGUUGACUGCCCGGACUAUAUAGCUCCGUAUGUUUCGUUGCCUGGCAACCUAUCUUUCUAAUAGCUGUCAUUUUGUCUGGAACUGAUUUGUCUUUUUUUAAUGUCUUAAAAUAUGCCUGUUGGCACAAUAUUCAAGAUGUCUACCAUUUUGUCUGGUAGAACUAAAAUCACUAUUUCCAUGCACAUUGAUGUUGACUGUCUUCAGGUUGAAUUAAUUACAAGAUGCAUUGAUUUCUUAUCGUACAUGUACAUAUAAAGGGUCAAUUGACAAAUUUAAUUAAAAUUACCUAAUUGUUAUCAAAUAAUAAAUGGCAAAUAAAGACUUAAUUAUAUAAUAUAUAUUUGUUGUGUUUGAAAAAAAUAUUGGUCCUAAGCUUGCCUGUAGAAACCAAAGAAGUUGGAUCUAUAUAUUUAAUGAUAUUACUAUGUUCAUGUACAUUAAUUGAUACAUGUAUGUGAUAUAUAUAUUCUAUUUAAAUAGUUCAUUGGACUCAAACCUAAUAGAAUAAUAUUUUGGCAGUUGACUUUGCUAGAGACGCAGGGCUUUUCAUAUGGCAAGGAAAAAAUAAAUCAAAUACUUAAAUUGAUACAAAAUAUGUCACUGAGAACCUGGGCAUAAAUUUCUAUAUUUUGGUGAAUAUAUUAGGAUUUUUAUAAUUUGCAUACAAUUAUGAUCAUAAAUAAACUUCUACCUGGCAAAUAAAUGCCAAUAGCGGUUUACAAGUACCCGAGUGAUGCUAAUUAAAUUAUUUUAUUUAAAUUAAAUAAUGAUAUACAUGUAAUUAACAUACUCUGUAAAUCUAAAUUGUUUUUUUUACUAUUCCUUCAUUGUGAACUUUUAAUGAAUUUGUAUUUUCAUUAAAUCAGGGUGGUGAUUUGUUGAAAUUAAAUUUAUGUGUUUUUUUACAGUGUCUUUUAGAAUCAUUUGAAAAAAAAUAAGUUUGUAAUGUAUAUUUAACAUUUUUUUAAAAUUUAUUGUAAUGUUUUUAAUUGUGAUAAUAAAUCUGUUUUAUCACCUAAUCUUCAAAAUUUAAUUAAGUUUUGUAACACAUGCUAAUUAACCACACUGUUAAACAUACAUUAUGCAAGAGCUAAAUCUGCCUAUUGCAGGUCUUUCUUUGGGUCUGAAAUGUUCUAUAAACUAUCAAUUAGACACUUAUUAACAUGAAAAGACCUUAAUCAACUCUCGAUGGCAUCUUAUGUGUCAGAUUUUCACUGGAUUUUAAUCUGAUUUGCUGCUCAACAGUCAUUGAUGAUUUAAUAAAAAAAUCGUACCGACUUUAGUAAUGAUGAUCGAGGCUAGGCCUAAAAUUCAAACACUAAUAUCUCAGUUCAGAGUGGAUUAUUUGACUGAAAUUUUCAGCAUAUUCCCUUUACAUUAUCUAGUUUUUAACUAUUAUAGUGAGAACUGCCAGCUCUUUAUUUAAUCUUCCAUAAUGCCCCUUUAAAUUUUGAUGUCCCAUCAUUUCAUUCCAAAAUUUGUUUCUGUAAUUGGCUAGUAUGGUGCAAGGUUAAUGUACAAAGAUAUGGAUGUGACAGAGAUCUGACUGUUGAAGGAAGAAAAGAUCAUAUCUUGUCUGUGCACCAAGACUGGUGUAGUAAAAUGUGAAUCACAGGGUGACAAGAAGGAGAUGUUAUCUUUUAGUUUUAUAAGCACACAUUAUUUCAAUCACAGUAAUGUUUUCUAUAUCAAAUCUUUAAUCUGUUCCUGUCAUUUAAAAUGGGUCUUUGGCAAACUUAAAGGAGCUAAAUCGCUAAUAUUUUGGACCUAGAAAUUGGCACAAAUGAGUCGCAACACACAUAAUAAUGUAAUAUGAAUUUAUAUAAACUGAUUUACAUUUAAUUGUGUCCGUUUUACUGUGAAUUGUCAUCAGUUAUGUCGGCGAAAUAUGCCAGAAGUCUCAACCGCAAGUCAGUUUCUAGCGUCUGGUUAUUCCAGUCAACACCGAUAUUAUUUAUUGCGCAUGCUCUCCAAAUAAGAAUAUGACAUCACCGUUUGACAUGACUUGUGGAAUAUGUCUAACCUCAUUCUUUGAGCCCCUUGUUACAAAUGGCGCUGAAACGCAUUAUGGUACACGAUUCGUGUACCAAUGGUAAAAUGUUUAUUUUGUCUUAAAUAUUGGAUAUCAGAAGCCCAUCUUUUCCAGGUAAGAUCACAACACCAAUGCUGAUUUAAAGAUACAUUAUUGGAGAUUUUUAUAUAGAGAGUUGGCCAUUCUUGCUAUAACAGUUCAAAAGUAGAUGAUGAAAGAAGAAUAUAUUGAAAAAUUCAGUCAAAUUACUUCAUUCUGAACAUAGUUAUCAUCGUUGUAAUAUUUGCCUAGAAAUGGUAGCGAAAUGUGUCUUCACCUUUGCUGAUCGUUUGAUUGACAGGCGUUAACUCCACCUACAUAUCUCGAUUAUCAAGUAAAGUUUUCAAUGGCAUACGGAAACGCUUUACAGCGGCCUCGCUAAGUACACUCUAUCAUUUAGCCUCGAUCUAACUGACGUUUUUUCAUCAGGUUACCCCUUAUCUGAUUUAAUCAAUUAGUGAAAUCCUAUUUAAAUCCGAGCUGUAGCCGAGCCAUCCGUGGGUCUACAGAGUUGAUUUUGGUCUUGUUGUUUAAAUAAAGAUCUAAUUUAUAAUUUCUAUAACAUCUGAAGCCUAAAUUAAGACUUGCAAUAAUCAGAUUUAGCUCUUGCAUAAUGCAUGUUUAAAUUGCAAAAACAAUUGUGUUUUCAAUGUUGAAGAUUUUGGAUGAUAUUGAGUUAUGGACUUGGCUACUUUAAGUUCAUCAGUUGAGAAAAGGAAAUUUUCUUAUGUAUACCGGUAGUAUGUAAUAAAGCCUUCAUUAUUUCAAUAUUAUUCAACUUUGUAUGGUAUGGUCUUAAAUAUCUUGGAUGAAAAAAAGACACUAACUAACAUUUAAAAUAAAGUUAAAAUAAUCAUACAAUUUGGAGAAAAAUAUUUUCACAAAAUUUCAAUUGUACCUAACAUGUUACAGAAAGUAAUUAUGGAAUUUUAAAAUUUACUAGAUAAAAAGUGA
Molecule: messenger RNA, 5044 nt
Organism: Patella vulgata (common limpet)
Lineage: Eukaryota; Metazoa; Mollusca; Gastropoda; Patellidae
Product: pyridoxal phosphate phosphatase PHOSPHO2
Exons: 2
Coding region: 119-850 (243 amino acids)
Molecular function (GO): phosphatase activity
Source: RefSeq, a predicted model, not a curated record